GGGGCGGAAAGAAGGCGCUCCACGUCGACGGGCCUGAGGGGACGAAGGGGCGGCCUCCUUUCCCCCCUCCCCCGUCGGGCAUGGGGGGAGGCCCCGCUGAGGCCCUCCUUCUUCUCCUCCUCCUCCUCGCGAUGGCCAGGCCUCGGGCGUUGCUGGCGGCUCGGGCCGCCCUUCUUCUCCUCCUCCUCAUCGCCCGUCCGUGAUCAACAUGUCGGCGGACCGCUUCCUCUCAGCAGCAGCCGCCGCCUCAGCCGCCCCGCCGCCCGCCAAGAACGGGUCCGGCUGGGUCCCGGCGGCGGGGGAGUCCCCGGACGGCCCCCCUCAGCCGUCGGAGGAGCAGGAGCCGCCGCCGCCUCCGUUCCCCGCGCCGUUCCGGCGCCGCCGCCACACCAUGGACAAGGACCGGCGCGGGGCGGCCCAGCCGGAGCAUCGCUUCUUCCGCCGGAGCGUCAUCUGCGACUCCAACACCACCGCCCUGGAGCUGCCCGGAUUGCCCCGGGCCGCCCCGACGGCCCGCCCGCCGCCGCCGUCCUCGUCGUCGUCGUCCUCGUCGUCCCCGCCCAACAGGGCCCCCGCCGGGGGCAGCCCGGCGGGCUCCCGGGAGGCGGAGGAGCGCAGCCGGCGGCAGCAGGACGACACCGAGGAGCUGGAGACCAAGGCGGUGGGCUUCUCCAACGACGGCCGCUUCCUCAAGUUCGACAUCGAGAUCGGGCGAGGCUCCUUCAAGACCGUCUACCGGGGGCUGGACACCGAGACCACCGUGGAGGUGGCCUGGUGCGAGCUGCAGGAUCGGAAGUUGACCAAGUCAGAGCGACAGAGAUUUAAAGAGGAGGCUGAAAUGCUGAAGGGGCUUCAGCACCCCAAUAUUGUUCGAUUCUACGAUUCCUGGGAGUCUACAGUAAAAGGGAAGAAGUGUAUCGUUCUGGUGACUGAACUGAUGACAUCCGGAACCCUUAAAACGUACUUGAAGCGGUUUAAAGUGAUGAAGAUCAAAGUCCUGCGCAGUUGGUGCCGGCAGAUCCUGAAAGGGCUGCAGUUCCUUCACACGCGUACCCCGCCCAUCAUCCAUCGGGACCUCAAGUGCGACAACAUCUUCAUCACCGGACCUACCGGUUCCGUCAAGAUUGGCGACCUUGGCCUGGCCACCCUCAAGAGGGCAUCUUUUGCCAAGAGCGUGAUAGGUACCCCAGAGUUCAUGGCCCCUGAGAUGUAUGAGGAGAAAUAUGAUGAAUCCGUUGACGUUUAUGCUUUCGGGAUGUGCAUGCUUGAGAUGGCCACAUCUGAAUACCCUUAUUCGGAGUGUCAGAAUGCCGCCCAGAUCUACAGGAGAGUAACCAGCGGGGUGAAGCCAGCCAGCUUUGACAAAGUAGCGAUUCCCGAAGUGAAGGAAAUCAUCGAAGGAUGCAUCCGUCAAAACAAAGACGAAAGAUACGCUAUCAAGGACCUUUUGAACCACGCCUUCUUCCAGGAGGAGACGGGUGUGCGGGUGGAACUAGCAGAAGAAGAUGACGGGGAGAAGAUUGCCAUUAAACUGUGGUUACGCAUUGAAGACAUUAAGAAGCUGAAGGGCAAAUAUAAAGACAAUGAGGCUAUCGAGUUUUCCUUUGACUUGGAGAGAGAUGUCCCGGAAGAUGUAGCCCAAGAAAUGGUGGAGUCAGGUUACGUCUGUGAAGGAGACCACAAGACCAUGGCCAAAGCCAUCAAGGACCGGGUAUCACUGAUCAAGCGGAAACGGGAGCAGAGGCAGCUGGUCCGGGAGGAGCAGGAGAAGAGGAAGCAGGAAGAGAUCACUCUGAAAGGGCAAGGGGAGCCCCAGGGAGGGCUCUCCCAGGCAGGGAGCAAGCCUCUCCCCCCUGCCACCGGCCCGGGCCCCGGCCCCGGCCCCACCACGACUUCCACGUCCGCUUCCGUUUCCACCCAAGUGGAGCCGGAAGAACCCGAGGCGGAUCAGCAUCAACAACUACAGUACCAGCAGCCCAGCGUAUCCAUCUUGUCUGACAGGACGGUGGACAGUGGCCAAGGCUCUUCGGUGUACACGGAGUCGCGAGUGAGCAGCCAGCAGACGGUGUCGUUUGGUUCCCAGCACGAACAGGGGCUGUCGGCGAGCGGACCCCCGCCUCCUGGGUACACCCCGUCAGGGGGUCAAGCACCGCCCCAGCCGCACGGAGGUUACCCACCGUCCUCAGUGCCUCAGUCCGUGGUGCUCCCCUAUGGGGUGACCUCGACACCCCCAGACUCCCAGCUCGGUUUCCCCGCCAUUCGCGAGCGUCCAGUCUCUUUCUCGCCACCUCCCAGCUGCCCGCCGAAGGUGGCCAUUUCCCAGCGACGCAAGAGCACCUCCUUCCUGGAAGCCCAGGCCCGCCACUUCCCGGCCCCGGCGGGACCGAGCCUCCUCCUCCCCCCGGGCCCCUGGACCCCCGAGGCCGCAGAGCCCCCCGAGGCGCCGGCCCUGGCUUACGCCGACCGCAGACUGGGGCCCCCAACGUGGGAGGAGGCCCACUACCGGCUCCCGCAGGAGGCGGUGUAUCUCACCGGGCUGCGCUUCCCGGCCCAGGUGGCAGAGCUGUACGAGACCCCCGGCCCCCUGGGCUGGGGCCCUCCCGACCAGAGCCCAGCCCUCGGGGGGCCCCCCGCCGGCUCCGUGUUCGAAUUCCCGGUGGGGCAGGCCUUCCUGGUGGGACACCUUCAGAGCCUGAGGCUGGAGCCCGGGGGGAGCCCAGGGUCUCCCGGGCCCGGGGGGUCCGCGCCCCCGAUGGCCGACGCUGCCCGUGUGAAACUCCACCCCGUCUUCGUCCCCCACUCGGCGCCCGCCGUGCUGACCCACAGUGGGGAGGGCCGGACCAGCUGCGUGUUCGAGUUCCACGUGCAUCCCCCGGCGGGGGCCGCCCCUGGAGACGGAGGCGGGGCCGCGGCCCAGAGGGUCUACCGGAGCCGCUGGGGCUCCGCGGAACUGGGACAGGAGGAGCCGGCGGGGGCCCUCGGCCGCCUUCAGCCCGUGACGGAGGAGCAACAGCAGCAGCAAGGCUACCCCGGCCGGCCCCUAGGGAGCCCCGAGUACUCCAGCGACUCCUCCCAGAUGACCUCCUCCGACACCGGGGACUAUCAGUCGCCCCCGCCCUCCGGAGGGCCGUCGGCCCCGUUCUUCCCCGACUGCCCGGUGCCUUACAUCCACCUGCCUCCGGCCCUGUUGCAGGAAUCCCCGCUUUUCGUCUGUUUCCCCCAGGGAGCCACGGCACAGCAGGCCUUGUCUUCCUCAUUCCCAUCGGCGGGAGGAUCUGCGUUCUACCCUCAGGUUACAGGACCCUCUCUUCUGGGAUGCCUCCUCCCCCACCCCUCAACCCGCUCCCACGCCCCUCCUGGUUCUCCCUGGAAUAAGUUGCCCCCUGUUAUCGGGAAUGGGUCCCGGCCGGUCGAUGGCUGCCACGAUAGGUGGAAAAUGAUUUUGUUUGUCAAGUACCCAGAAAUGGUACAUAUGGUCCACACCCGAGCGGCAGAUUCCUCCCUGCCCAGUCCCCGCCUCGCCCAGGGCCAGAGUCAGGGCCAGCCAGCUGCAGGUGGCCUACCGGGCAUCCCCAUCUCCCAAACCACCACCCAGCAUGCUCCACAGCCACAGGGAGUUCAACAGGCAGUGCCCCCUCCUCCCCAAACGGGACAGUACCCGCUGCAGCAACAACCGGCGUCCAGUACAGCCCCCACGGUGCAGCCCGGGCCUCAAUCCCAGGGGCCGCAGACGUCGGCCGGGAAUCAGCUUCCUGUUUCCCAGCCAGUACCAACCAUCCAAGGCGAUCCUCAGAUACCAGUUGCCGCGCCCGCCCUCCCCCACCCCUCAGUGGCCCCCGGCCUCCCCGGGACGCACUUCCUCCCCUUGGGGCAACCCCUCCCGGCUCCCUUAGCCCCCCAGUUCUCCGUGCCUCAACUGCCGCUACCGGUGCCUCAGGUGGCCGCGGCCCAGACGGGGUUUUCCCCGCUGCCCGGGCCCGCGACAGCCGGGAUUCACCAGCCCCUACUCCAGCUGGCCCCGUCCGCGGCCGCUGGGCCUGUGGGCUCAACAGUGGUCCCUAGCCACGUGCCCACCCUCCUACAGCCCGGGAUGCAGCUGCCGAGCCAGGCAAUCCCCCAGCUCCUGCAGCCCGUGGGAAUUCCGGCCCACCCCGGGCAAGCUGCCAAGGCACCUCUUCCCCCUGGAGAUUCUCUGUAUCAGGGCUUUUCGCCUCGACUGCCGCCUCAAUACCCCAGAGACGCUAACGCCGCUCCCUCCCCGUCCGGGGCUUCUGUGUGCGUCCCUUCCGCCGUCCUCUCCCCUCCUUUACCCCCCGAGGCCGGGGCCCCUCCUGGCUACCUUUCCUCCGGGGUGCAGCCUUACGUGGACGCAAACCUCUCGGCCCCCCUGGGCAGCCUAGGAGGGCAGGGACAAGUGCCCCAGCCAGCACUGAGCCUAGCAACACCAACCCCUACUCCAUCCCCCCAGCAAGCAACCUCGGAGAGCGUUCCAGUCCUCCCCCAGCCCGCGCCUCCGGAGGCAGCUGCGGUCACCCAGGCGCAGCCCGCCCCGACCACCACGCUGGUCUCCUCUAUAGACAGCGCACAUUCAGACGUCGCUUCCGGGAUGAGCGAUGGCAAUGAGAACGUCCCGUCAACCAGUGGAAGACACGAAGGGAGGACCGCCAAGCGCCACUACCGGCGGUCCGUCCGGAGCCGUUCGCGCCACGAGAAGACCGCGCGGCCCAAGCUAAGGAUUCUCAAUGUUUCCAACAAAGGAGACCGGGUGGUGGAGUGCCAGCUGGAGACGCACAAUCGGAAAAUGGUCACUUUCAAAUUUGACCUGGACGGCGAUAACCCCGAGGAGAUCGCAUCCAUCAUGGUGAACAACGAUUUCAUCCUGGCCACGGAGAGGGACUCGUUCGUGGAUCAGGUCCGAGAAAUCAUCGAGAAAGCCGACGAGAUGCUCAGCGAAGACGUCAGCGCGGAACCAGAGGGGGAGCAGGGUCUGGAGGGCCUGCAGGGAAAGGAUGAUUAUGGCUUCUCAGCCUCCCAGAAAUUGGAGGGAGAAUUCAAACAGCCAAAUCAGACAUCGUCCAUGCCCCAGCGGAUAGGCGUCCCGGCCAACUCUUUCACCCAAGUUGUCCAUUCCGCGGGAAGGCGGUUCAUCGUCAGCCCCGUGCCCGAGAGUCGGUUACGAGAACCCAAGUGUUUCACGAUGGCGGGAGUGGCGCCCGGCGAAGCCUCCGACCUGGUUGCUGCUUCUUCAUCCCACGGCCCCGGGAUGAACCUGUCUCACUCGGCUUCGUCCCUCAGCCUGCAGCAGGCUUUUUCGGAGCUCCGCCAUGGCCAGCUGGCGGAGGGACCCAGCACCGCUCCCCCAAACUUUAGCCUGGCCGGGCCGGCCUUCCCAGUCGUGACCAGCGCGGCCGGGGCCCCGCCUCCAGGGGUGGCGGUCUCCGUGCCUCCGGCCUCCGGCCCCACGACCGGCAGUCCAUUCGGCGGGAUUCCAGUGCCGAUCAUCCAGUCCGUGGUCACGGUGCCCGCCGAGAAGGGGGCGACCGGAGCGGCCCCCGUCGCUCUCGCUGGGCCGCCGCCGCCGGUCACUAGCGUGGCCACCUCUGUCGGGGUCUCCGACGUGGCCCCGUUACCCUCCGGGUCCAAGGCGAUUGCGACGGCCCCACCCGGGGGAACGGUCCCCGCCCCGUUGGCGCCUCCCGGAGCGGGCGGCGCUCCUGCCCCGACAGCCGUCCCCCAGGCCGUGACGUCUCAGCCCGUCCAGCCGGCCGUGGGCGGAGCCCCCGCCGCGCCCCCCGGCCCGAGCCUGGCCGCCCAGCCCCCGGCUCUGCUCAGCAACAGCUGCUCGGCCCCAAGCCUGGCGGAGACGGUGGUGGUCAGCGCCCUGCACCCCCGGCCCGAGUGCGCCCACUCACUGGACAGGGCUCCGGCCGGCCCCGGAGUGGGAUUAUCCCUGUCUUUCUCGGCUCCGUCCUCCUCCGCGGGGGCGUUGGGCGUCCACCCGCUGCUCAUCUCCACGGCCGUGGCCUCCACCCCCAUCCUGCCCCAGGCGGCCGGAGCCCUGCCCACGCCUCCGUCGGCCCAGGGCCUGCUCACCGGCCUCCCGCCCCUGGCGCAGCCCGUGGCCAGCGUGCCGGCCGUGCAGCAGACUCUGGUCCACGGUCAGCCCCAGCCGGCCCCGCUCCCCAACCAGCCGCACAGCCACCCCGAGAUGGAUCCCGAAGCCCAGCCUAAAGCCCCGGGAAUCGACGACAUUAAGACCCUGGAGGAAAAACUGCGCUCCCUCUUCAGCGAGCACGGCUCGGCCGGCGCCCCGCACGCCCCCGUCUCCCUGGAGACGUCCCUGGUCAUGGAGACCCCCGUGCCGCCCGGCGUGCCCACCACCGCCAUCGCCCCCAGCAAGCUCCUAACCUCCACCACGAGCACCUGCCUGCCGCCCGCCAGCCUGCCUCUGGGACCGACCGGCCUCCCGGGGGUCACGCCCGCCGCCUCGCCCGGCCAGGCCGCCACUCCCAUCGGCUACGCCCCGGCGCCGGUCAGCCUAGCGGCGGGGCCCAAGCCGGGCACGCCACCCUCGAAGCCACCCCUCACCAGGGUCCCGGUGCUGCCAGUAGGUACCGAACCUCCAGCUGGUACCCCACCCAGCGAGCAGUUGCCGCCUUUUCCGGGACCUUCACUAACUCAGUCCCAGCAGCCUCUGGAAGAUCUGGAUGCUCAGUUGAGACGAACCCUCAGUCCGGAGACCGUCCCGGUGGCCCCCAGUCCUGUGGCGCAGCCCACACCAGCGGUGACUUCAGCGCCGGCCCCCGUGGCCGUCCAGACAGCAACGCCACCUCAGAGAGACGCUGUCUCAGCCGUUCCCGGCCCGGAGAAAAGCGGCAGCGGCACUGAAGGCACCGGUACGGGGGUCGGAGUCCUCAAGAUGGGCCGGUUUCAGGUCUCCGUGGCGGCGGACGACAGCCUGGCACCGGACGAGAACAAGUCGGAAGAAGCCAAGUCUGUGCACUUCGAGUCCAGCACGUCCGAGUCCUCCGUCCUGUCCAGCGGCAGCAGCGGCGGCGGCGGCAGCAGCCCGGAGAGUACCCUGAUGAAGCAGGGACCAGGCCGGACGGCCCGGGGAGACAUCGUGGACGGUCCCGCCGGCCAACAGUCGCCGCCGGACGCCGGGCAGCUCACCAAGGUCGGUCGCUUCCAGGUGACGCCCACCGCGGACCACCGAGUGGGCCGCUUCUCGGUGUCGAGGACUCAGGCCGGGGAGCGAGAGCCCCCGGGGACGCCCCCGGCCGUGGAUGGGGAGCCAACCGCCCCGACCGCCAAGAGGGCGCCGCCGGACCCGGCCCACCUGAACGGGCCAUCUUCGGACCUGGAGGCGGCCUUCCUGGCCCGGGGGCUGGGCGAGGAUUCGGAGAGCCCGCGCUCGCCCCGCCAGCUGGGCUCCAAGGGCGGCCUCCCCAUCCCGGGCCUCAGCCAGAGCCUGACCAAUUCGCUCAACUCGUCGUACAUGAGCAGCGACAACGAGUCCGACAUCGAGGACGAAGACUUGAGAUCGGAGCUGCGCCGGCUCAGGGAGAAGCACCUUAAAGAGAUCCAGGACCUGCAGAGCCGGCAGAAGCAGGAAAUCGAGUGCCUGUACACCAAGCUGGGCAAGGUUCCGCCCGCGGUCAUCAUCCCCCCGGCCGCCCCGCUGUCGGGCCGCAGGCGGAGGCCCACCAAGGGCAAAGGCAGCAAGUCGAGCCGUAGCAGCUCCCUGGGGAACAAGAGCCCUCAGCUGUCCGGCCAGCUGUCUGCCCAGAGUGCAACGUCAGUCUUGCACCCCCAGCAGCAGGCCCUCCACCCUCCCGGCAGCGUCCCAGAGACGGGGCAGAACCAGCUGCUCCAGCCCCUAAAACCGUCUCCCUCCAGCGACAACCUCUGUUCCGCCUUCACCAGUGAUGGUGCCAUUUCGGUGCCAAGCCUUUCUGCUCCAGGCCAAGGGACCAGCAGCACCAACACGGUCGGGGGAACGGCCCCCAGCCAGGCCCCGCCGACCCAGGCCCCGCCCGCCAACGCCACGUCCGCCAACGCCGCCACCGCCAGCCGCAAGGGCACUUUCACCGACGACCUGCAUAAGCUGGUGGACAACUGGGCCCGCGACGCCAUGAACCUGUCCGGCCGCAGGGGCAGCAAGGGGCACACCGGCUACGAGGGCCCGGGCAUGGCGAGGAAGUUCUCGGCGCCAGGUCAGCUCUGCAUCUCCAACCUGGGCGGCUCGGCCCCCAUCUGCACCGCGGCAGCUACCUCUCUGGGCCACUUCGCCAAGGCCAUGGGCCCCCCGGCGCCGGCGCCGCCGCAGUACGGCUUCCCGGGGGCCCCCUUCAGCGCCCAGUGGAGCGGGCCCGGGGGCCCCCCGGCCCAGCCGCCCCUCAGCCAGUACCAGCCCGUGGGGACCACCUCCUUGCAGAGUUUCAACAUCAGCAACCUGCAGAAAUCCAUCAGCAACCCCCCCGGCUCCAACCUGCGGACCACCUAGCCCGGCCUCGGGGCCCCGCCGGGCCCGGGGAGCGGAGGGGUGGGGGGGCGACGGCCGGCUGGACGGCCGGACUCCGCCUCCGCUCAGCAGGGGGGAGCGUCGGCGGUUCCCACCGAGGGGCGACCCCGUUCCGGGGUGGGGAUGGAAAGGGGGCGGGAGAGGGGGAGAGAGGGGGCGACCCUCCCUGCCCCCCCCCCGUGCCAGGGGUGCCCCUGCUGUCCAUCCCUACCCUUGAGGCCCCGAAUGGGCAAAGCUUAGCCCCAGCAUGAGGCUUCUGAUCUCCCUUCUCCCCUUCCCCCCGCCCCCCUCCGGCCCUGUCGCCAGCCCCCUCCGCUCCCCGAGCAUCUCGGGGGGGCCCGGUGUUGGACCCGAGCGGCGGGGCGGGCGGGCUGCGGGUCAGGGGAUCCGGGGGAGGGGAGGCGGAGCGCUGCAGCCUCGCUCCAGAUAGGUCAUUACCGCUUUAAGGAAAAGAUAUUUACGGCUUCGACAGCAGCGUUAGCAAUUGAAACCGUUCUCGGAAAUCCGUCGACUUUCCCCGCAGACGUCCCUGCCUUGGCCUUGGGUUUUGAUGGCGUGGAAGCACUGUGACGUAGAAAUGUCGCCGGACAACAGUAGUCGGGACGAGGGGUGGCUUAGAAAGGGUUUGAAAACGUUUCCCCCCCCACCCCCACCCCCCCAAAGCCCUUCCCGGAACCCAACCCAGAGCUAGCUCUACCGUUACACUUAUUGGAGACACUUUAACUUUUCCUUUGGUAUUUCCAUCGUAUUAGAUAAAUAAAUGUGAAUGUAAAAUUGUACAAAUUACCAAACUUGAAUACGCGUCUGUCCCCCUGCCCCUCCUCCCCUCCCUCCUCUUCCCGCCCCCCCCCCCACCCCACCCCCAGUAUUGCUUGCUGGAUAUUUUAGUGCCUUGAGCCCCGUUGCUUCUGCAGCUCGUGCCCCGUCCCCAGCGGCGCCCAGCCCGGCCGAGGGGCGGCAGAGCGAGGGGGAAGCCGGGGCCUUUCUGCGGCGUGAGGAGGUAGAGCCGCCCCCCAUCCAGCGGGGCCAGAGAGAGGAGU
Molecule: messenger RNA, 9564 nt
Organism: Tachyglossus aculeatus (Australian echidna)
Lineage: Eukaryota; Metazoa; Chordata; Mammalia; Monotremata; Tachyglossidae
Gene: WNK1
Product: WNK lysine deficient protein kinase 1
Exons: 33
Coding region: 209-8506 (2765 amino acids)
Biological process (GO): protein phosphorylation; intracellular signal transduction; positive regulation of sodium ion transmembrane transporter activity
Cellular component (GO): cytosol; cytoplasm
Molecular function (GO): chloride channel inhibitor activity; ATP binding; potassium channel inhibitor activity
Source: RefSeq, a predicted model, not a curated record